AUUACCAGCAAAACAGGUAGACUACAGGAUGAAGACAAUUAACUGUUAUUUGCUGAUACUUUGCUGGAAAGCAAUUUGUGGCAAUAUCUGUGAGCUGUCCAAUAUCACUAUCGCUGUGGAGAAAGAGGAGUGCAGGUUCUGCAUUAGUGUGAAUGCCACUUGGUGCUCUGGAUACUGCUUCACAAGGGAUCCAGUGUACAAAUACUCACCAGUGUCAUCAGUUCAGCAAAUUUGUACUUUCAAGGAGCUUGUUUACGAAACAGUGAAGAUCCCUGGCUGCACUGACCAUGCUGAAUCAUUUUAUUCAUACCCAGUGGCUACCGAGUGCCACUGUGAGUCGUGUGAUACUGACAACACCGACUGCACUGUGCGAGGCUUAGGGCCAAAUUACUGCUCCUUCAACCAGAACCAAGGCAAAGAGUAAGGAGUACUAGAGAUGUUAGUAUAGUUUUGGUUUUCUGUUUUAACUAUUUAAACAUUGUAUUGAAAUGGUACAAAGAGGGUAGGAGAACAAACACAUUUAUUUACAUACAGCCAAGUUUUAAACAGUUAUAUUAGCAAUAUAUAAAAUGGAGAGCAAUAUAUUGUAUUUGUCUCCAGUGGCUUCCUCUCACAUUACAAAUUAAGGUC
Molecule: messenger RNA, 630 nt
Organism: Pelodiscus sinensis (Chinese soft-shelled turtle)
Lineage: Eukaryota; Metazoa; Chordata; Testudines; Trionychidae
Gene: FSHB
Product: follicle stimulating hormone subunit beta
Biological process (GO): follicle-stimulating hormone signaling pathway
Cellular component (GO): cytoplasm; extracellular region
Molecular function (GO): follicle-stimulating hormone activity
Source: RefSeq, a predicted model, not a curated record